Messenger RNA from Branchiostoma floridae (Florida lancelet), 4035 nucleotides. RefSeq names its product cell surface glycoprotein 1-like. The coding region runs from base 222 to 3920 and encodes 1232 amino acids. Gene Ontology annotation, cellular component: actin cytoskeleton; plasma membrane. Lineage: Eukaryota; Metazoa; Chordata; Leptocardii; Amphioxiformes; Branchiostomatidae. The transcript is spliced from 20 exons. The record is from RefSeq and is a predicted model, not a curated record. Gene Ontology annotation, biological process: actin filament bundle assembly. Gene Ontology annotation, molecular function: actin filament binding.
AAUGAGCUGCUAGAGUCCGUAGGGGAAAGGUGUGCAGUGCAGCAAAGUGUCCACUGUUGUACAUAGCGGUCCUGGCCUCAUGUUUACACACUUCGUUACUUAUUUGCAGAACUUUGCCUGCAAGUCAGAGUGCAGCUACCGCCAGAGGAGGGCGCAGGUUAUCCACAGAUAGUCCGACUGCCGAGAAAUUUCGCCAAAAUUUCAGGUGUUAGUGUGCAGCCAUGUCAGCUGAAGGGGCAGUAGAGACUAAGACAGAAGGAGAGGAGGCAGUAGUAGAGGCUGGAGCGGAGGCUGGGGCAGAGGCUGAGGCAGAAGUACUCGUAGUGACAGACGGUGUGGUGGUAUUAGAUGGCACAGAAGCUGGGAACACACAAGAUGUCAAGAGAAAAAAGUUCCGUCCGCUGAAGUCUAUACGAAAGAUCCUGGGAAUCAAGAAGGGGAGAAAAAAGUCUGGUGAUGACCCUGCCCUCCUGUCGGCCAAGCCCGUGUCCAAGUCUACAGGUGCACUGCUGCAGGUGGUGGAGACAGAGCCGGAGGAAGAUGUCAGUAACAAGACGUUGGCCAACCGGAGCAUGUCGGCAGACAGUGUCUUCUCUCCUGCCAACGGGCAGACAGAGCCACUCAGGAAGGGUGACAUGGCAGCGUCCGCCGACAACCUUAACUCACAAAACUUCCAGAGUGAAUUGUCAGCAAAGCUGAAGUCCCGUCGAAGUGAGGACGGGGCCAGCUCAGAAGACGAGUGUCUUCCCCGCAGUCCCGACACUAUAGUAACAAUGGCUGAUGUCAUCAAUGAACACAGUACACAGAAUGGAAUGAAAAGACACAGUGAAGAAAGUUUAGAAAGUGUAGGAGAUGAGCCCGGCAUUGCCAUGGCAGCAGACCAAUUAGCACAGGGAGAAAAACACCAAGCCAGACAAGGCACCAGUGUGCCUGCAGAGUUUGUCAGCACAGGAGACGUUGACCUCGACGCCAUCCCGGCCUCACCCACCCACCUGAGUAACCAGGCUGCUCUGCACAAACUCUCCGUCGCACCCAAGCUCAGAAAAGCCUCCAGUAGGACCAGAGGAGUCGGAAAGAGUCCCAGCCCAACACCAGACCUGCCCAUCAUGUCAGACAGCCCCAGGACAGCUGACUCUCCUGAACCCCCGGUGACACCUGCAGACACUGAACCACCUCCCAAACCUCCUCGGACAGAUGCUGCAGCCGGAUCCAGUGUGGAAGCACCUGGUACAGAAACAGCUUCUGCUAAAGCACCGGGUACAGAAACAGCUCCUGCUACAGCACCUGGCACAGAAACAGCUUCUGCUAAAGCACCGGGUACAGAGACAGCUGCUACUUCAGCACCUGGCACAGAAACAGCCAUUGCUGCAUCACCUGCCACAGAAACAGCCCAUGCACCUGUUGCUUCAGAUCAUGGCCCUGAAAUAGCUGACCCACCCACAGCUGUUGCACCUGACAACAACACCACUGCUGACACACAGAUAACAGCAGCAGCUGAUGUUGCAGCUAGCGACAUGCUUGCAGCUGAAGCACCUAACACAGACGCUGACUCAGAGGCAAAUGUCACAUCUGCAGCUGGCCAUCCACAAGAGCCCUCAGACCUUGUAGGGCACCAAACUGAAAGUGACGAAGUUGUCAACACAGCAGCUACGGAGAACGAAGUCAUUCCACCUGAUGCCAUGUCAGAUGCUGUUCCGCCUGACAGUACAGCUGACACAGCUGAAUCUGUCCCGGCACAGUCAGUCCAAAGUGUGGAGGAAGUCCAAAUGUCCCCUGAACCUACAGCUGAACCUACAGCAGACCAGCUGGAACCAGAUGCCUUUGUCCCAACUCUCACACCCACCAGAGAAGAGGGGCCACUCCUGGAGGAGCAAGUGGUGGAGUUCUGUCCUCCUGUAGAAGUAGAAGCCUCCGUGGAGAUGCCUGUAGUAGCCUCACAUGAGGAGUCAGUAGUGAACACUGAUGCUAGUAGCGUUGAGAUUGUGGAAGGUGAAAAUGGUUUUGACAGUCUAGGUAAGUCCCCAGCUGAAGAGCCUGAACAGAAUGAUGACGGUGUGAUGGAGGAUGAAGCAGGGGGAGGGGAGGAGGAGGAGGAGGCAGGAGACUCUGGAGCAUCCUCAUCUGGUGCUGCAGGCAGUGCAGAUCAGGCCACCGAUGAAGAUACAGGGGAGGCAAUAGCCCAGAGACUAUUGGCUGUUGUUGCACAGCAAGAACGCACAGGGGGAGGUGAGGAGCACGGUCCAGGCUCACCCCCUCCGUCAGACCUGCCCGAUCAGCCCACUCCAGCCUCUCCUGAAGCCGAGGACCAGGACCUCAUCACUCCCAAAUCCCCAACCCGAGGGCCUCCCAACCCGCUGGGCCAGCAGCUGGUGGAGGAGAUGAAGAGGAAACAGUCGGUCAAGAAGCAAGACUCAUUUGAAGAGGAGGAACCCCCGCCUGAAGAGCCCGAGGAGGCAGUACAAGAAAAAGAAGAAACUGCUGCUGAGAUGGAGGUCCCCCCUGCUGAAGAACAAGACCCAGCUGUGGCCACGCCUGAGACCAACCAAGAAGAGGAGCAGCAUGGGAUGUAUGAAGAUUCCCACAAUUCCUUGCAGGAAGAUACCCAUGGUGCAGUGCAGCAGGUGGAGGAGGAAGAGAAGGAGGAGGCUGAGGAGAAGGUGGAAGAUGAACCACAAGACGACCUUGAAGAAACCCGCCAGGAGACAGUGUCCUCUGAGGACGAAGCUCCUCCGGUUGAAGAGGAGCCUCCUGAAGAAGAAGAGCCUGAAAAGGAAACAGAAAAGCAGAACGGUCCGGUUGAAGAUGAAACCACUCCAUCUGAAGAUGACCUGGAGGAAUACGAAGAGGUUGUUGCAAAGCCCCCGGAUGUACCCGUCCAUAAUAAGCGUCUCAGUGUUGCAGAAACAAGGCAGAUGUUUGCGAGGGCCGAUCCCCCGGCCCCAGAAACCGAGGCGGUCAUCAGGCCCAAACUCAAGCCAGUUCCACCCAAAGUGGAGCCGAGUCCAAGCAGCUCCCAGCCCACCAAGCCAGUGCCAAUUGUACCAAAAACGGAGACUCCAAAGGAGACCAUAGUGGUGAAGAAGCCUUCUUCAACCCCUGUGGUGCCUUCCCCAAUGUCCCCUACUGCCUCUGCUGCACCCCAGUUAAGGUCACUGGCAGACAAACCCCAGCCUAAGAAGGUUUUUGGUGCCAUCAAAGCGCUGGAAGACCAGGGUGAUGACAAGAUACCAGCCUGGGUAAGGAUAGCACAGAAAAAACAGAAGGAGAGGGAAGGAGGCAAGGAUGAGGAUGCUGCUGCAGUUGGUGGCAAGAAGGUUGUGGUGGUUGAGAAGACACCGCCUGCCGCGUCGUCCAGCCAGCCGCCACCCAAGUCCCCCGCCCGCAAACCAUCUACCGGUGCCGUGCCACCCAAAGUGUUGGUUGUAGAAAAGACUGGAUCCGUCACGGCCAGGCCGUCAGCUCCCAGACCGUCCGUCGGCCCCACCAAACCCUUCUCCCGGCCCGCCGAACCCCCCACCCCCGUCAUCAUACCUGCAACAAAGGCACCGGAGCAGCCCAAACCUCUCAACUCACCCACCAAACCAGCGGAGUCCAAACCAGCUGUCAGUACAUCCCCCCCGCCCACCAAGUCUGGUGACCUGAUGGCCAACAACAACAAGCUGAACCGGACGGGACAGUUCCUGGCACGGCAGCAGAAGAAGAACUUCAUCCUGCCCAAGCCUGAGAAGUGCAUCGUGUGUAGCGAAAAUGUUUAUCAGACUGAGAUGGUUAAGUCCGACGGACGCUUCUUCCACAAGAAGUGCCAGCGCUGCCUGGUGUGCAAGCGCACGCUGGACAUCAGCAGUUUCAUGGUCAUCCAGGAGAAGAUCUACUGCAAACAGCACGGACAGGAGCUCAAGCUGGCCCAACAGGCAGUAUAACAACGCUAUGGUUCCAUGUACAGCCCCCGUUUUCUAGAUGGUAGAUUCCUCAGCCAUGUAGCACUGACAGGUAGAUGCCAGAAGUAUGGAUGAUUCCAAAUUUUAGUAGGGAUGG